GCGUGCAAGGACGUUGGCAAAUCCAAAUAUGAAGCCUCGAUGGACCUGCGUGCAGCUGCUCAUGCUCUUUCUUCUCGGGCUCUUGGUCGUGAGCCUCGCGUUUGUGGGGCGGCUCGCUGGAAGCCUCGCGCGGCCGCCGCGCGUUGCCCACGCCGUCUUUGUCAAGCGCGUGCGCAGUGGCGAUGCUUCACACAACAUCAUUCGCGUCGAAGGCCUCAACGCGGCCGAAGCCUACUUGAACACAGUUCGACUCAACGACGGUCCGCUCUACGUCCUCGUCACGAGCCUCCGGAACGGCACCGCGCCAGAUUGGUGUGAGCUCUGCGACGCCGCGCGUCAGCCUGUUGCCACCGCCUUUGCCAACGCGCCACCGUCCGCACGCCUCCUCUUGGUGCAAGUGACGGAAGAAGGGUGGGAGACAAGCAAGUUUACUUUGCGGCCCGACACGCAGCUUGAGAUCCGCGAACUCCCGACGUUGCUCCAGUACAAUGCCCGCAUGGUCACGACACUGCUGCUGGCCGAAGCGUUUGUUUCGGACCCGCUGCUCCUCGCAAGCGUCUUUGCGACGCCGCAUACGGCUGCCACAUCGCCCCGCGUCGUCGAUGUGACGACGGUCGACGAGAUGAAGGCCGCCCUCAAUGCGUUCGACGGCGCGCCGAUCUUUCUCUACUAUGUGUCGGGACGGUACGUAAGCACCGGGCGGCUCUGGUGUCCGCAUUGCGACCGCGCCGACGUCCCGAUCUUGAGUUACUUCCGAGCGUACGCGGCGCCGAACGCGACGCUUUUGCGCAUUGUUGUCGCCAAGACGGUCGACAAGUGGCACGACUUGGCCAACCCGUUCCGGACGCAGGCGGCAGUGAAGCUCACGGGCCUCCCGAUGCUCACGCGUCUCUCGUUGAGUGGUGCGGGCCUGCCGGAGCUCAUCGAAUACGUCGAGUACUUCGAAGAUCGGGACCAGCUCCGCGCGUACUUUCAGCAGAACCCGGCACCAACCGGUUAAUACGGCUGACUUUGGAGGGCUAACGUUGAUUCCUGAUGCCAAAUGUGACGCCAUCAUCAGGACAGCUGUGACUUGGACUCGAGUACAUCAAGCAUGGUUAUCAAUUGAGAGUAGAUCACUAUCGAGCGCA
Molecule: messenger RNA, 1130 nt
Organism: Saprolegnia diclina VS20
Lineage: Eukaryota; Oomycota; Saprolegniomycetes; Saprolegniales; Saprolegniaceae
Exons: 1
Coding region: 29-1000 (323 amino acids)
Cellular component (GO): cytosol
Molecular function (GO): protein-disulfide reductase [NAD(P)H] activity
Source: RefSeq, a predicted model, not a curated record